AUGAAUAGGUUGCACAAACCGAGAUGUCAAGUGGAUGCAUCUUGGGCAACCAGUCAGUCUACUUUUGGUGGCGGUCUUAUCUUGGAGAUGGAAGAUGGGAGCACGUUCUCGGGUUCCUUAGGGAGUAGGCAAGUCCCAUCCCCUCUUCAUGCAGAGUUCCGAACCUUGCUGUGGGCAAUGAGUUACGCUCUCCGAGAUGGUCUGAGCUGCACUGUUCCUAUCUAUGAAGGUUAUGCCUUUCCACAUGCUAUCCUGUGUCUUGAUCUUGGGGGUCUUGACCUCACUAAUGCAUUCAUGAAGAUCCUAACUGAGCGUGGACCACAACCACAUCAGAGCGUGAAAUUGUCUCAGACAUAUAAAAGAAGCUUUGCUACAUUGGUCUUGAAGAAGGAUCUUGAGAAAGCCAAAACUAGCUCAGCUGUUGAGAAGAAAUACGAGUUACCUGAUGGGCAAGUGAUCACCAUUGGUUCUGAGCGGUUCCGUUGUCCUAGGACCGAGGUUCUUUAUCAGCCGCCUAUGAUUGGUAUGGAUGAGAAUCCUAUACGUGAAACAAAUUAUAACUCCCUAAUGAAGUGUGAUGUAUACAAGAAGGACGUGUACGGUAACACUGUGAUCAGUGGUGGGAAACACAUUUUCUCUGGGAUCGCUAACAAAAUGAGCUACGAUAUCACUGCUUGGGCUCCAAGCAGCAUGUAGAUCAAAGUUGUUGCUCCUCCUGAGAGAAAAUACUCUGUCUGGAUUGGAGGGUCCAUCUUGGCUUCACUCAGUACUUUCCAGCAGAUGUGGAUCGCAAAGGAACAGUACGACGAGUCAUGCCCAUCUGUUAUUCACAGGAAGUGCUUUUUAGCUCAAAGUUAUCAUUUUUCAGAAAGAAGCGUUAAGCUGCUCUUUUUAUUUUGUUUUUUGUACGUUGUAUUUUAAAAUUCUGGCCAAACACAUUUUGAAGGAUUUAUUUAUUUUAUUUUAUUUUUCUUAAAAUCA
Brassica rapa (field mustard) is the source of this 981-nucleotide messenger RNA. Its product is annotated as actin-like. NCBI's taxonomy places the organism in Eukaryota, Viridiplantae, Streptophyta, Magnoliopsida, Brassicales, Brassicaceae. The record is from RefSeq and is a predicted model, not a curated record.